Molecule: messenger RNA, 402 nt
Organism: Lathyrus sativus (Indian pea)
Lineage: Eukaryota; Viridiplantae; Streptophyta; Magnoliopsida; Fabales; Fabaceae
Source: the annotation of a GenBank genome assembly
AUGGAUGAAAGUUGGGGUGAGGGAAAGAGAAGCUAUGAGUAUCAAGUGGAAGAGGAAGAGGAUGAUGGAAAGAAGAAAAGGGGAGUAGUGAGUGAACAUCAUGUUAAGAGAGUUUCAAAAGCUGGUGGAUCGGUUACACCUUCUUGUCAAGUUGAUAACUGUAAUGCUGAUCUAGCUGGUGGUAAGCAGUAUCAUAAGCGUCAUAAGGUUUGUGAAAACCAUUCUAAGGCUCAUUCUGUGCUCAUUUCUCAGAUGCAACAAAGGUUUUGCCAGCAAUGUAGCAGGUUUCAUGAAUUAUCAGAAUUUGAUGACUUAAAGAGAAGUUGUAGAAGGCGUUUGGCUGGACACAAUGAGAGGCGUCGCAAAAGUGCAUCAGAAUUUAAUGGAGAAGGAAUCAAUUGA